Paramacrobiotus metropolitanus is the source of this 1662-nucleotide messenger RNA. Its product is annotated as BTB/POZ domain-containing protein 3-like. The coding region runs from base 58 to 1356 and encodes 432 amino acids. The record is from RefSeq and is a predicted model, not a curated record. Gene Ontology annotation, molecular function: protein binding. The transcript has 6 exons. Lineage: Eukaryota; Metazoa; Tardigrada; Eutardigrada; Parachela; Macrobiotidae.
UUUCUGCAUAAAAUCAACCACGAUUUGUGGAGCUUCAUAAUACAUUUGAUACCGUGGAUGCUAACUCAGUCGCCUGCAAUUAUGUCGCAAAAUUCGGCAGCACCAUCGGACUGGCGAAGGUCCGCUACCGGGAUUAUUGCUCUGCAUAAGCACAUCUUGGCUAGUGGCGAGAUGAGCGAUGUGCGGUUCGCCGUGGGGCGCCAGCACGGCAAGGCCGAGGUCUUCCCCGCUCACAAAUUUGUUUUGAGCCUCAGCAGUACGGUAUUCCACACCAUGUUCCACGGAAGUUUACCGGAAAACGGGCAGAAGCCCAUUGAUGUCCCGGAAAUCUUGCCAGACGCCUUCAGGAACAUGUUGAAGUAUAUCUACACUGGCUCUCUGGAGGAAAAUGGUGGUCUGAAGGCUGAGAACAUUUUCGAAACCAUUUACUGCGCCGAUAAGUAUGACCUGCCAAUGUUAAGCGAGUUGUGUGCCAGAUUCCUCAGCACUACGCUGGACCAGCUGAACGCCGACAGCUGCCUCGUUUAUAUGGAGAAAAUGAAGCGUUGCGCCUCUUUACGCGAUCGCUCUGCAAGGAUUCUGGAAAUAUGCCUGAAAUUUGUGGAUGAAAACAGCCAAGAUGUUUUGAAAUCGGACCAAUUCAGCGAAAUCAGCCAAGAAACGCUGAUGGACAUUUUGCGGCGCGACACUUUGUCGGCUGCUGAGGACAUCGUUUACGCGGCGGUGGAGAAUUGGGCUGAAAAGGCAUGCAUCCGGAAGGACCUUAAGCCUUCCCAAGACAACCGGCGUGCGGUGUUGGGAAAAACCUUAAACUUUGUUCGGUUUCCCCUGAUGACCGAUGGCGAACUGGGCGCCGGUCCCGUCAAAAGUCAGCUGCUGCUGGAUAGUGAGAUAGCGGACCUUUACCGGCACAAGCAUUCAUCGCUCCAGCCAGAGCUGCCAUUCCCCACGAAAUACCGCACCGGUUCGCUUCUGCGCAUCUCUCGCAGCGAUGUGGAAUUCCGUAACGGGGAGAAGGUCUUCGUUGACACGGGGGAUACGCAGUGGUGGUACCCGGCCGUGGUGACGGGAACGAGUGGACCAUGGUUUGUUGCUUUGCGCAAGGACAAAGAACAACAAACCCUGGUCGAGUGUGCGCUGCAUCAGAUUGUGCGGGCUGCGAGUCUCUUGAAAUUUGGACAGGAAAUCAUGGCUCUCGAGACACGUCGGCCCGUGAUCGCUACGUUGCGCACCCAGCUAGACAAUAUCUACUGGGUGAAAGUCAAAGGCACUCUCUACUCGAGAAAGUUCGAUCAGCUGCGCAUUGGUCGGGAUCAGAUGGAAGCGUGGAAAAAAGCCAACCGAUCUUCUUAUUAGCGUAAAUGGCCUGGAUGUUGGGCUCGGGUUUCAUGGCCUGAAAUUUACGUAAUUCGUGUGUUGAUAAUUCUCAUUUAUGCGCUGUAAACGUUGCGGGUGUCAGGUAGAAUAAGUACGAUUUAUUGGAAUUCUUGGGUUUUCUAGAAAGUGGACGAAUUGAGUCUUUUGUUUUUUUUUCGGUAUCUGGACGGGUCGAACCAAGAAAUUUAGCAGUUCUCCUUUUUUUUAAACGACGCCCAAAUCGUAUGAUCAUUGAAAGCUUUAUCUGCGCAGUGAAUGAGUUCUGUUUUUCGUUGGUUUGUAUUG